CUUUUCAGUCUCAAAUAAUGCUUGUAACUCUCUUUGUCGAAAGACUCAUAGAACGCUUUAGACUGUUACGAGUCCUUUAAUUCUUAUAUAGGCGUGUUCAGUAUGAAGAGGUCAACUCAUUUUGCCCUCACCUUUGGGACGCCCUCCGUGACCAAAAAAUACUUUCGACGAAGAGCAUAUAUACCUUUCAGAGUGCUUCAAUCCGAUAUCCGUAUUCAGAUGCGAAAAGUAACAAAAGUUCAGAGAUAAUGUUAAUUUCAGUCUUCUAAGAUUUUCAAGUUAAAAUUCUAAAAAUUAGUCAUACAUUUGAUGUAAAUUUUCUAAUUAAAGUUUUAAUUUUUCGAAUAAUCUCCUAGAGAUUUCUUUCAUUUGUUCAUAUUUAGAAAAGAAAAGAAACAAUUACGUGAUUUAUGUAAAGAAGUUAAUUAUUUUAAUGAUUCUGCUUCACCACCAAAUUUAAAACAAAUUGAACAAAUUGAAACAUUAAUUGAAUAUCUUUCAAUUGAAGAUUUAAAAUUAUUAAAUGAAAAAUUAAAAGAAGAAAAUGUUGAUCAACGUUUAAUAAUAUUAUCUGAAGUUAAAAAAAUGGAUGAACAAAUACAACAAUCACGUUUAGAAUUAUCACAACAAUCAUCAUCAUCAUCAUCAACAUCAUCAUCAUUAAAUUCAACUUCGAAAUUAAAAUGGACAUCAGAUGAAAUUGAAUUACUUGUUAAAGCACUUCGAAUAUAUCCAGCUGGUGUACAAAAUCGUUGGUUAGUUGUACUAGAAUAUCUUAAACGUAGUGGUGGAAAUCCACUUCGUACUGUACAAGAUAUAAUGCAAAAAGCAAAAGAUAUUGCAAGUGGUAAAAAAGAAGUUGAAGAAACAAUAUCAUCAUUAGAUCAUAUUGCACUUAAUUCACAUAAACAAACAACAACAUUAGAAAAUCAAGUUAAACUUAAUCAAUUAACACUUAGUGAACGUGAUUUAGAUAUACCAACAACAAUACCAUGGACAGUUGAUGAACAACGUAUAUUUGAACAAGCAUUAAGAACAUAUCCAGCAACAUUAGGUCCAUCACGAUGGGAUCAAAUAGCUGAAUGUUUACCUACAAGAAGUAAAAAAGAAUGUUUAGAACGUUAUAAAGAAUUAGCUAGAAUGGUUCAAGCUAAAAAAGCAACAAACAAAUCUUAA
Molecule: messenger RNA, 1176 nt
Organism: Rotaria sordida
Lineage: Eukaryota; Metazoa; Rotifera; Eurotatoria; Philodinida; Philodinidae
Source: the annotation of a GenBank genome assembly